Syzygium oleosum is the source of this 1808-nucleotide messenger RNA. RefSeq lists its product as uncharacterized. The coding region runs from base 161 to 1675 and encodes 504 amino acids. The record is from RefSeq and is a predicted model, not a curated record. The transcript is spliced from 5 exons. NCBI's taxonomy places the organism in Eukaryota, Viridiplantae, Streptophyta, Magnoliopsida, Myrtales, Myrtaceae. Gene Ontology annotation, molecular function: kinase activity.
AUCCACCCAAAAAUCAAAGAGCAGUAGGGAGAGACGCAGAGGUUUUGGUGGGUGGAUGGAGAUGGUUGCUUCUCCAUCCCCGUCUUUGCCCUGAGCCUUCCCCUGUAAUUCCCUCCACCCCCUGUUUCGUUUCGUUUCGUUUCGUUCCAGUAUUAUUACGAUGAUGCCCACCACCACCACCACCACCACCACCACUACGACGCUGAAGCAUCUCUCCCUCCUCUCUCCUCCUCCUCUCCAUUCGUUCCCUCCUAUCUCCUCUCUCCUCCUCCCUUCCCCUCUCCCUUUAUACCCUCGUCCCCCUCGUCCCCCUUCCCUCCCCUCCCUUCGCUCUGCCUCUCGCGUCCCCGACAAACGUCUUCAGGUUGCUCUCAUGUCCGCUUUCACGGCCCCCCCGCCACAUGGGUUUUCCCCAUCCGCCGCCUCCUCCUCCUCCUCCUCCUCCUCCUGCUCUUGCUUUCGGGGCGACAGAGAACGCCCGUCGGAUUCUGCUGCUGCGGACGACGACGGAGAUGAGGACGAGGAGGAGGAGGAAGGAGACUUGGCUUUCCAUGUCAGGGACGGCAGCAUGAGCACGUCUCCCUCUGCCCUGCCCGACAGAUGGGAUGUCCUGGGCCUUGGCCAAGCCAUGGUGGAUUUUUCGGGAAUGGUGGAUGAUGCUUUCUUGGAGAGAUUAGGACUGCAUAAGGGUACCCGAAAGCUGGUGAACCACGAGGAGCGGGGCCGAGUGUUGCGCGCCAUGGAUGGCUGCAGCUACAAAGCUGCCGCCGGAGGUUCUCUCUCCAAUAGCUUGGUCGCACUGUCGAGGCUCGGCACUCGGACCAUUGGAGGUCCUCCCUUGAGCAUUGCUAUGGCUGGUAGUGUGGGGAGCGACCCUUUGGGUGGAUUUUAUAGGGCAAAAUUGCGUCGAGCAAAUGUUAACUUUCUAUCUGCACCUGUCAAUGAUGGGACAACAGGGACUGUGAUUGUUCUCACAACUCCCGAUGCUCAGCGUACUAUGCUUGCAUAUCAAGGCACGUCGUCCUCUGUUAACUAUGAUUCAUCCCUGGCUGGCAUGGUUUCCAAAACAAAUGUCCUCAUCGUUGAAGGUUAUUUAUUUGAACUCCCAGAUACCAUCAAAACCGUAGUAAAAGCAUGUGAAGUAGCACGCAGGGGUGGUGCUUUAGUUGCAAUAACUGCCUCUGAUGGAUCAUGCAUCGAGAAUCACUACGAUGAUUUCUGGGAAGUUGUUGGAGAGUAUGCAGAUAUCGUGUUUGCAAAUAGUGAAGAAGCUCGAGCUUUUUGUCACUUUUCCUCAAAGGAAAGUCCUGUCUCAGCUACAAGGUACCUGAGCCAUUUUGUCCCACUAGUCUCGGUUACAGAUGGCCCCCGGGGCUCUUAUUUCGGUGUGAAGGGAGAAGCAAUCUAUAUCCCUCCUUCCCCAUGCAUCCCGGUGGAUACUUGUGGAGCUGGGGACGCGUACGCCUCGGGUGUCUUGUAUGGGAUUUUGCGGGGUGCAUCUGAUCUGAAAGGCAUUGGCGCCUUAGCUGCAAGGGUUGCAUCCACAGUCGUCGGGCAACAGGGAACCCGGCUUAGGGUCCAGAAUGCUGCUGAAUUGGCAGAGUCUUUUGCGUUUAAUGUCGAGAGUUCUGGGAUCCGGUCGGAUGUUGCUUCUGAUCAUGUUUCGAGCUUGUAGCCUGGUGCUUGAGGCCAUUUUCUUGAUGAUUUUUCCCAAUGUCAAUGGGAUCUGUCAUUGUUGAUAGCAAUGUAUUCAAAUGGAUUAGGACAUUCUUUUGAUUUAUAUAAGUGGAGUUUUUUUUUUCUUAAAA